This is a messenger RNA of Scylla paramamosain (green mud crab), 3298 nucleotides long. RefSeq lists its product as uncharacterized. The transcript has 2 exons. NCBI's taxonomy places the organism in Eukaryota, Metazoa, Arthropoda, Malacostraca, Decapoda, Portunidae. The record is from RefSeq and is a predicted model, not a curated record. Bases 262 to 1647 code for a protein of 461 amino acids.
GCGUCGGGCAGACACGGUCAUUCUGGGUCAUACGGACUCCCAAGUUUUUGCUGUUUUCUUUCAGAUAAGGCCACGAUACUUGUUACGCAGUGCGGCAGCCAUGUCGGUGAAGCGUCCUCUGCCUCUCGAUCCCCUUCCCCUCCUGCCCCACGUGCCUUCUGUGGGCCUUCUCCUCUCCCUGGGUCCACUGUUCGCCCUCAAGAUGACGACGACAGGCACAGGGAUCAUUCAUCUCGUCGCUUGAGUGGGAGGCAUGGUUGCAUGAGAUUACGUAACAGUGCUGACGCACGUGGUUCCCGCGGCACUUCUCCUGCUCCUCCCCCUUGGUCAGUUGUGUUGGACGCCUUGGCUGAUUUGCGGGGUGAAGUGGAGGCCUUGAAGGCAGACAGACGGCAACUACCACCCCCUACUGGGUCGGCGCAGGUGACUGUGGAGGACAGUACUCUGGGGGGCUGGGGUUUGUCGCCUCCUUGUUCUGCCACUUUUUCUGGUUUCUCGGCCAGGAUGAGUGAGGAUGAGGCAGUGUCGAUGCCUGCCGCCCCUGCUGACAGCACCUUAAUUCAGGGCACUAAGGCCUUUGGUCCUUCUGACACGGUGGUUGCUGACAUUGACAAUAGAGUGGCAGAGAUGGUAAACUUUCUCUUUGAUAAUGGUAUGAGAGAGGAGGACUACAAGGCCAUGUGUGAGGACGAUGUUGUCAAGAGGCCUAAUAACUGCCAUGCUCUUGCGCCAGUGGAAUGCAACCCACAGGUGUUGGAGGCCCUGAAGCUGGAUGCCAGGAAGACGGACUUCCGCUUGAAGGAGGUAAAUAAGGACAUCCUGCGGGCUUCAACCAUUAUCACCAAAUCCUUAGUGGCACUGGAUGAUUUGGCUGAACAGGAAGGUAACCCCAAGUUGGCACAUGAGGUGAGCAUGCUAAAUGGUGCAUUGGCAUUGCUAGGCAAUGCCAAUCACAGGAACAAUUUGGCCAGGCGUUUUGUCAUGAAACGCGAGAUAAACUAUAAAUAUGCUCAUCUUUGUUCAGAUAAGGUGCCAAUUACUCGCUUUCUGUUCGGUGACGAUGUGUCCCAGUCUGCCAGACAAAUUGAGGAAGCGGAGAAACUGCGGAGUAAGUUCUCGCAGAAAAAGCCUGCCUUUACUAGCAAGUUCGCAGGUAAACGCCCUGGUGGAUAUUGGAACAAGCCUGCUAGUAGGGGAUAUUACGCCAGGUUCCAACCCUACGGGCAACAGAGGUAUGGCUCCAGGGCUGCCCCACGACUGCCUUCCACUCGUCAGGAUGUGGGCUGCCUGCUGCGGCCGGGGCGGCCGCAGCAGGCAGCCCCAGUAAACUUACAGGCAAGUGCAUGUUUUGAAGCUGGCAGACUACACUCUUUCCUGCAUGAGUGGUGUAAAAUUACCAGUGACCCUGUCAUUUUGGAUAUUGUUCAGCAUUGCCACCUUGAUAUUGAUGUUGAUAGUGUUCAUCCUUUAUUUUUUAAUGAUUUGGAAUACAGGUUCAACACUGUGCAACAGGGGAUAAUUUCUGGAGAGAUCAAAAAACUUUUACAGCUUAAAGUCAUUAAAGUCACACACAAACAAACUCAGCAGGUUAUCUCUCCUAUUUUUUUUGCAAGAAAAGAAAAACGGGGAAUUUCGCCUGGUUCUUAACUUGGAGAGGUUAAACAAAUACAUACCAUAUAAACAUUUUAAAAUGGAAAAUUUUGAACAGGCCAUCAGGCUCAUCAACCAGGGUGAUUUUUUGGCUUCUGUCGAUCUCAGGCAUGCUUAUUAUUCUGUUAGGGUUGCAGAUGAGCAACAACGAUUUUUAUGUUUUACAUGGCAAGGUGUUAUCUAUCAAUUCACCUGCCUCCCUAAUGGCAUUUCUGAGGGACCUCGGCUUUUCACCAAACUGAUGAAGCCAGUAUUUGCUACUUUAAGGCAGGAAGGAUACACUAUCACCAGCUUUAUAGAUGACACAUUAAUUUGCAGUAACUCUUACUCAGGAUGUCUUCAGGCGAUUCAGGCCACCAUUUCUCUGUUGCAGAGGUUAGGCUUUUGUAUCAAUAUGGAGAAGUCUGUUCUCAUCCCCACACAAUGUAUUGAAUACCUAGGCAAUGUUAUUAACACCAAGUUCAUGACUGCCUCUUUACCUGAGCGUAGACAAAUCAAAAUUCGCCAAGGAUGUGCAGAACUUUUGUGUAAAGAUGUUGCCCCCAUUCGAGAGGUGGCCAGGGUGAUCGGCCUCAUGGUGGCUGCGAUCCCAGCAGUGGAGUUAGGUAAACUUCACUACAGAAAAAUUGCCGCUUUGAAACAGGAGUAUGGUAAUUUUGACAGGCCUUUGAAUAUUACUGCAGACAUGAAACUAGACCUUUCCUGGUGGUUAGACAAUGUGGACAGACACCACAGACACAUUUUUAGGCCAGGUACUGACAUCGAUUUAUUUACUGAUGCCUCCAGCCUUGGUUGGGGGGGUCAUUUGGGGUGUCAGAUUACAAGUGCUACUUGGUCCCUGGAUGAAAAGGAGCUUCACAUUAACAUCCUGGAGAUGAAAGCCAUUCUAUUUUCUUUGCAAGCAUUUGAACAUGAGCUGGAAGGUAGACAUGUUAGAGUUUUUUGUGAUAAUACCACUGCCAUAAACUAUGUCAAUGAAAUGGGAGGCACAAAGUCCAAGUCCUGUAAUGAUGUUGCUACCCAGAUUUGGGAUUGGUGUCUGGAACAUGACUCAUGGGUUACAUGCUCGCACAUACCGGGGAAGGACAACACCUUGGCUGAUGUAGCCUCUCGCAAGAUUAAUGACAGACAUGAGUGGAAACUCGACUCACACAUUUUUACUACCUUGUGUAAUGUUUUUGGGACACCGUCCAUUGAUUUAUUUGCCUCAAGGCUUAACAAACAGGUUAAUACAUUCUGUUCGUGGUUGCCAGAUCCGGAGGCUAAAUAUUUUGAUGCUUUUUCCUUGGACUGGUCAAACUUUGAUUUGUCUUACAUUUUCCCCCCAUUCUCAUUAAUUGCUAGGUGCCUUCAGAAGUUACGUGUGGAGUAAGCACGAGGCUGGAUGGUGGUUCCUCUGUGGCCGUCCCAGUUUUAGAUGGGCAUGCUGCUCCAGUUGCUAAUAGACUUCCCACGUUUGAUAACGAACAGGAGGAAUGUUCUAACACACCCAUCCACAACAGAUCCACACCCCAUCAUGUCCCACACGAGGCUCAUGGCAUGCCUUCUGUCAGGGGAAAACUUGCAGAAACGAGGAGUUUCGCCGGCUGCUGCGAACAUCAUACUUGCCUCCUGGAAACCAGGUACUGAGAGGCAAUACCGCCCACAU